CCUGUACAUAUGAAUAGUGCUUUAAGCAACGAAGAGGCGAAGGCAUACGCAAUGUUUAGCGAGGGUGAUGUGAAGUUGGCAGUCCGAAAAGCAGUGUUUGACUCGCGAAAACUUAUGAUCCUCUUCUAGAGCCUUGUGAUCCUCUCCUAGAGCCUUGUGAUCUCCAUGCCGAUCCCUUACAGUAUAACAUCAACAUCACAUAGCGCGAGAACCGAGCACUUCUCUGAGGCAAGCACAGGCCUCGGCCGCCUCCGAUGAGAAGACCUCCAGGGCUGUUGGACGACACGCGGCGCCUAGAAUAGACGGAUCCUCCUUAGCAUGGCCAUUACUAAAAAUUCUGUACUUAUUUAUCUUUUACCUACUAUCCUUCCUUUUUCUUUUCCUAGUUAGCUUGGCUCCACCCCUACAGUAUAACAUCAACAUCACAAUGUUGAUACUGACUAUCGGCUACCACGCCUACUCAAACACUAGCAUCACGUUGAAACUAAGCAUUUGUUCCAUCCACGAAUAGCGAAAUGCUUUGACGUGGUAGCUCUAAAAAAGGUGUGGUUGCCCGCGCCCGGAUUGCUUAUGGUGGGUUCUUGUUAUCCUUAAUAUCCAUCUCUUUCCACGACCCAUCUCUCUCUUUCAUCUAUCUCUUUCCAGCACCCAUCUAUCUCUUUCAUCUAUCUCUUUCAUCUAUCUCUUUCCAUCUAUCUCUCUCUUUCAUCUAUCUCAGUGCCCUACUUCCCCUGAGAGUUUGCUACAAACUAGACUGAUAGUUCGUAGCACUUUUUACUCGGGUCGCUACUGAAUCAGGCCUGCUCGUAGAGGUGGGAGACGAGAAUAUAGACUUUAGAACAAAUCAAGUACAAGUUGUUGUAUCAGGAGACGAGAAUAUAGACCUUAGAACAAAUCAAGUUGUUGUAUCCAUUCCUUCCUUACCUUCUGGUUCGUCAACAAUGAAGGAAGGAAUGGAUACAACAACUUGAACUUUUAACAAGGGGCGAUGUAGCUGGGGCAAUCUCUAAAGAUUUGGGGUUCCGGUGUUCGGAUUCUAUUACAACGUGGGACAUCUUUGGACUAUGCAGGAAGAGGGAACUGCUACCCCGCUUGUACUUAUGGCUACCGCUCCCGAAGCAUGUCCUUAACACCAUCAUCCUUGGUUCCUCUUUUUCAAAACGAGGAAGGGUCCAGGGAUGGGCUCAAGGAUGCGACGCGGGAGCUCUAAUAUACAACUAUUGCUCAGUAGCGACCAGCACAUGGUUACCAAGACGCGCACACAUGAAAAGAAAGAGGUAGAAGAUAAAACGACCUCCAAAGGAGGGACGACCUCUUCCGUUUCCAAAAGUGGAACGAGUUGGGUUGAUAAUGACGUGCUCGUCCUCGGUUCUUCUGCCGCAAACGACCUCGAAGAGGCACACAGUUUUGGAGAAGAUGGCUCGCUAAAGUUAAGAACACCACAUCAUUACUCAGAGUCGUAUUUGUGCACGUACUAGAGCAGCACUAUGUAGUAAGUACACAAAUAAACAAACAAAAAGCAUUCAUCUAGACCUGGCCGUUCACAUGGGAGACUAGAUUGAUAUUAGUAUUUAUAGUAUUAGCAAUUGUCAGAAAUCUCUUAAGGAGCUUCCUUAAGGAGCUUCUUUAAGGAAAUGAGUCUCCUUAAAGAAUUUUUAUUAUAAAAAGUUAUUAUAACUUUCCUUAAGAGGAAAAAAAUUCCCUUAAGGGGCUCCCUUAAGGACAAGCUGUUAUAAACUUAGGCUAAUAACAGCGGCUCCUUGAGGCCCUUGCUAGUACUACGAGUCCAAAGGUGUCAAGAACGUGCUAACGUGUUCGCGGCUGUCAGUUUGUAGGCUACUCACGUACACCAGCCACAUCUGCAGCAAGACACUACGCGCCCACCCCUAGCGAAUCGCGCCAACGAACUGCCAACCGCUGCCCUUGUCAUAUAUCUCCCGGCGCCUUUACUUUUUUCCAAAAACUUCAGGGAGGUCAUUCAAAUACAGAGAAAGCUGAACGACCUCCCUGAAGUUUUUGGAAAGAAGUUAGCUCGCUCCCCUUCCGCGACUACCUUCCGCGCACAGCAAUCGACCACAGCACAGGAGCGCGCGGCAGCCCUUGGAGAUGGUUAACCAGUAUACUUCUAACCAGCACAAAAGCGGGAGAAUUGUAAGGGAGGGGCGAGGGUGAGCACUUCAAAGGGUAGAGGCUGGCGAGCGUGAUCAUACUGAUUCGCGAGAAGGCCAAAGACAUACAUCUCGGCGCUUCAAAGUCGCAGCCGUUGAGGAUGUCGAUGGCUGUGAGAAUGAUAGCCGUGAGCACUUGCGUGUCUGAAGGGUGGACCCUGGUGAGCAUCAUUCAUCAUAUCCAUGAGAAGGCCAAAGGUGUGCAGCUUUGCUUGUGAAAGUCGAAGCCGUUGAGGAUGUUGAUGUCUGUGAGAAUGAUAGCCGUGAGGACUUGCAUGUCUGAAGGGUGGACCCUGGUGAGCGUCAUCAGAUCCAUGAGAAGGCCAAGGAUAUACAACUCUGUGUAUGAAAGUCGAAGCCGUUGAGGGUGUCGAUGUCUGUGAGAAUGAUAGCCGCGAGGACUUGCAUGUCUGAAGGGUGGACCUUGGUGAGCGUCAUCGUAUCAACGAGAGGGCCAAAGACAUACAUCUGUGUGUGUGAAAGUCGAAGCCGUUGAGGAUGUCGAUGUCUGUGAGAAUGAUAGCCGUGAGGGCUUGCAUGUCUGAAGGGUGGGCCCUGGUGAGCGUCAUCACAUCCAUGAGAAGGCCAAAGAUAUACAUCUUUGCGCUCCGCUUGAGUGUCGAAGCCGUUGGGGAUGUCGAUGUCUGUGAGACUGAUAGCCGUGAGCACUUGCAGUUCUGAAGGGUGGGCCUUGGUCUUGGUGAGCAUCAUCAUACUCAUGAGAAAGCCAAAGGCAUACAUCUCUGCGCUUGAAAGUCGAAGCCGCUGGGGGUGUCGAUGUCUGUGAGAGUGAUAGCCCUAAGCACUUGCGUGUCUGAAGGGUGGACCCUGGUGAGCGUCAUCACAUCCAUGCGAGGGCCAGAGGUAUACUGCUUUGCCUGUGAAAGUCGAAGCCGUUGAGGAUGUCGAUGUCUGUGAGAAAGUAGAUAAGGGUGGACCCUGGCGGGCGUCGUCAUGUCCAUGAGAAGGCCAGGCGCAUGCAUCUCCGUCGGCGAAGGCUGAAGGCUGCGGACGUCGAUGCCUGUGUGUGAGAAUGAUAACUGUGGGCCAUUGCAGGUCUGAGGCGCGGACCGUGGUGGGCGUCUUGCGUCAUGUCCAUGAAGCAGCCAAGCUGAUAGACACAUCCCCGCGCCUGAAGGUUGGGGCCCAGCUUCUGGCUCUGCGCAUAGAUAUGCCCAGGCGUGGCCUUCUCAUGGGCCUCGUCCAUGACGCUCGCCAGUGUGUGUCAGCCUUUUGCCAUCCCAUGGGUCUGCUAUGCUUUAGGAUUCUCCUGGACAUGAUCACACUCAAAAGGGCCCAGCCUCUGUGCCUACAUAUGUUCAGGCGUGGCCUUCUCAUGGACUCCAUGACGCUCAGCGGGCCAGCCUUGGCGCCCAUUGGCUUGCCCUUAGCAAGCAAGUUGACCAAGGCAGUAGCCUGCCAUAGCGGUAGCCUCCUCACUAGCCUCGCCACAGUGGGAGCCAGCUUCCCAGCCUUGGCGAGCAGACUUGGCGACUUUUUUCGUUUGUCUUUCUGCCUCUUAGUAGUCAACCUGUCUAGUUGUUAACCUAUGCCCAGCGCAGCGGGCCCUUGAUGGGCCCGCUUUCUGGGCAUGUACUCAAUAGCAUGCCACAUGAUGACAGAAAUUUUCUAAUCUUACGCUUUCUGGUGGAACAUGGCCCAGGAGGAGACAGCGGAGGUGAUGGUGGCCGAUCGACCAAGAGUUGGCAAGGAUGCAGUACGGUGAGUAUGCACAGCUUUGUGCGCCACAUUGAGCAGAACAACUAUGAGCUGGUGCCCUGGAACGAGCUGGCUAAGCAGAUUAUGGCGAGGGAAUCAAAAUUGUUUUCUCUGACGAAUCACCAGGGGAUUCAACUGAAUGUGAGCAGUAUUGUUAUGUUGGUUCGUCACAUUGAGGAUCUUGGCGAGUCUGGUAAGAGGCAAAUGAAGGCACCCACAAGAAGACUGUGCUGACUAUGUAUAAAAAGUACAGACAAGAAGGGGACAGUAGUAAUAAGUGUGAGACGAGGAAAAAUGAAAAUAUCGCUUGGAUCAAGUAGUCCACGCAGCACGGCUGGAGUGGAAAGGUACUCGGUUGCUUUGGAUAUUCUCAAUUGGCGCACUUUUCUCGACCACAGAUUGAUGUCGUCUAAGCCCUUCUAAGUACACUAAGUGGGAAACAAAGCCGGGUUGGCGCGCAGACCCAAGACAAACAUUUAGUAAAUGGGAAGAACUCGCUAGGAAACGCAUAGCCGUUUUCGGAAACCCGGUCGGAGACGAACUUUAUGCUAAACAGAAUCAAAGAAAGAUUGUAAUUAGAUAAAAAGUGUACGGGUAGUCAUGAAUUGAAACGGUUCAGACCACUUAAAUGGAAAUUUGCUUAAUAUGCUAUUUUUAGUGUUACGAGGGUGCUACAUUGCCCCCCCAUGAAUGGGCAUACGGCUUUUUUAGUAGGAGAGCAUUUAGUGUUAGAGGCCUAUGGCAAUAAAAGCCGCUACAUACUGAUUUUAGUCUCACUUACAGUAGUAGCUUUGCCUCCACUAGGUUCUGGUUGCUGCCUGGAUAAAGAGUAGCAGCAGAAAUGAAACAAUGUCAUCCACUGUUAUCAUCGAGAAACUCAGCGAGUUCUUGUCUACGAUCUCAUCUGUUUAUGUUGUCGAGAGUUCUUGUGAUUGAUGUUCUCAGAAGUGGGGUUCUUGUCUAAGAUUGACCAGAUCGUUGGGACCUCGAGGAGAAAGACGAGAAAGAGCGGGAGAUGAGAAUGAACGCGGUGCUAAUUAUGAUGUAAGCACUGCUAUCAAUUGUUCUUUUAUGCACUCUCUCUGGCUGUCUGUGUCUGUCUGUCUCUCUGUCUCUCUCUCUCGCGUAGGGGUAAAAACUGGAACACGAAAACUGGGGCUCGCGGCUAUUCCUUCUUUUUUGGAAACAGGUGCGUAGCAGCAGAGCUCUCCUAGUUUUCAGAAAAGGCCUCAAGCUCCCCAACUUAUAAAGGAACUGUUAAAGUCACAGACUAGACUGAAGACUAUGAAGACUAGACUAGAGGAGACUAGAACAGACUGUUGAAAUAACAAGGGAAGCUCGAAGAUACCGUGACUUCUCUUGUGUUCAAAAAAAAUUCGACGGAGCAUCACCAUCAGUAACUGAUAUUUUAUACUAGAUUUCAAAAAACUACCAGCAUUUUCUGUAUGCAGAUACUGCGGCAACAUUCUGUAUUCCGAUACUGCAUCAACAUUCUGCAUGCGGAUACUCGGUUACUCCUAUAGUAUAUUGACUCAUGCUCUACUCAACUGGUGUCUUCAUUCUUCUCAGCUGGUGUCUUCAUUCUUCUCAAGUGGUGUCUUCAUUCUUCUCAGCUGGUGUCUUCAUUCUUCUCAACUGGUGUCUUCAUUCUUCUCAGCUGGUGUCUUCAUUCUUCUCAGCUGGUGUCUCCAUUCUUCUCAACUGGUGUCUUCAUUCUUCUCAGCUGGUGUCUUUGUUCUUCUCAGCUGGUGUCUUCAUUCUGCUCAGCUGGUGUCUUCGUGCUAGAAAAUCCACUGGGUCCACAGUUUUUAGUUUCUCUUGUCCCUCUGUUCAAUAAGAAUACGAAUAACUCUUUAUGAUUAUCAGUCAUCUCCCGCAGAUUAGAGUACUCAAGAUUAGUCUACAUGACGAAAAAAUAUCGUCCUUGAUUUUUUUCCGCGGCUAGAUGAAUGAUGAAAGACCCUGCGGAAAGUGAGUCAAUUCCUAUCGUCUUUGCGAUAGAGCGACGAAUAUCCUCAGCCCCUCUUCAUGCGAACGAAUUACGCAUUUAUCUUGCUUAAGGCUUCCCUCUUUGUUGCACAGUAGUCCCAGUCAGCACAGCACGAGUCUCGAUUAAGCUUGCUUUCCAUGCAUGGAUUGGUAAUCUCUCUUGAAAGGAACUAGAUUUGCUUUGAUGGGGAUUUAUAUAUCAAUCUAAGUAGCCUGAUGGACUAUUCUUUGUCAAUCUAGCUUGAUGGAUUUGUGACUCUGCUAGCAUUCUUUUUUACUGAGAGCCUUACUCCAUCUACUUGCGUCUUCACUACUAAGUGUUCCAUGUUGUAGGAGGGACCCAUAUGUAUCUUCUCUAUACUUCCUUAUUUACUUAACCUCCUCUGCUAACUAUUUCACGUCGCGGCUAGUUGUGUAGAAACAAUAGAUAGAGACCGUUGUAAGUAUGUACCCCACGACGAACGGGCUCACUACUUCUAGUGCCGCUAUUAGAAAUAAAUAUUGAUGUUGAAAACAACGCUGCCAGUUCGGCUUAGGUAGACCCCAACCGAUUCGGAAACUAAAAAUUGCCGAGUAAGCUAGUGACUGAAAUAAGCGAGCUAGCUUACCAGGGGUAUUCUUUUUUCAGUAUGAGUUCGAUUAGUCUAAUCACUUAGACUUGGUUAAAUCACUUGAGCUCUUUAUCUGAUUUAAGUUCCAGCUACUUGCUUAAAUUUCAGUUUAUCUAUUUUAAGUUUUCGGCUUGGAGUUUAUCGAAUGACAUAGCCCUCGGUCCUCUUCUAAUCUAAAUCCGGAUAAUCGCGUGUCUCCCUACGAAGGCAUAUUGCGAGAUUAUUUUGAGUCUCCUCAGCAAGAAACCGAAGAGGGCGCUUCCUGGAUCACAGAAGACGACAUUAAGAACGGAUAUUAGCUUGGUUGAUAGUACCAUUUCAGACUCCGUUCCUGCGGUCAUUAAGGGUUUAGGGUUUAGGGGCGUACACAUAGCAUGACGUGAAUUAUGUAUCAUUUGGUGACGUUGUGCUUCAGGAUUCUCGCAGGGUAAUUAAAUGCUCGCAUUGCGAGGAAUAUAGACCCAGGCCCCAACAAAAAAAUGCGGCGGAGACCCCAUGAAUGAGUGGAUGGGGCUGAUGCCUUAUCUUUUGUGCUUUUUCCUAUUUAGGCUGGCUCCACCAAAAAAAAAAAACGUCAAUAAAGCACCAAUUAUCAUUUGAUAGCACUAGGGGAUUUAUCAAAAGGAAUUUAUAUGAAUAUGCAAGAUUCCAUGAUCUUGGGAUGUGCUAACUAUACUAGUGUGGCAUGAACUAACUAUAGUGCACACUAUGAUCUGAAGUAUAGAGCCUGGUGUACUGGCUGGCCUCAUAUGACCAUGUGGAGUUCCAAAAAGGCUGUAAAAGAGAUGCCUUGACAUGGUUUCCAAAAGACAGCUUGGGUAGACCCCAACCUAACCUAACAGCCUAACUUAACAGCUUGGCGACCUUCUAACUCUGAGAAAAUAGCAGAAUCGGGAGUAGCAGAAAACGAGGAGUAUAAGAAGUUUCUCAAAGAGGAAAAGGAGACAGAAGACGAGGGUAAGAAAAUUAUCGUGGAAAAGAUCAGGGAAGCAAUUGGUAGAAUCAAAAAGUGCUGGAACAAACACAAACGCAACAUCGCGGCGACAACAGAGAAUUCUGAGACAGGGGCGGAGAGAAGCGGGGCUGAAGAAGACAAUAAUGUGCAAGACUGCCUCCAGUGGGAAAGAAUCGCGAAGGAAGUUAAGGAAGAAAUGCAGAAGGAGAAAGAAGCAGGAGAAGCCGAGAUGAAGGAAACAACCGAAAAAGCCGAUGUACCUCUAUUAAGGGUUGGAAGUUGGCAUCUCUAUGCGCAUCUCUAUGGCUUCUUCAAGUAGGAAAGCCAUAGAUAUGCGAGCUAGAGAUGCCAACUCUCAACCUCUAACUCUAGAGGCUGCGACAGGAAACGACGGAGCAACAGGAAACGAGGGAGCAACAGGAAACGACGGAACAUUAGAGGCUUCCUUCUUUGAAGAGCUGGCAUCGGAAGAAGCGGACUUCGAGACUAGAAUAGAGAGAAAAAUCAAGAAGGAGGAACAAGAACUCGUUGCUGCCGGUCUCAAAGUUUUAGAGUAUGGCAGGAAAAUCAUUCAUAGAAGAUUCAAGAAAGAUAUAGUCAAAGAUAUUGAUAUAGUCGAAGACAUAGUUGUCAGAGACAAAUAGUUGUCAAAGACAUAGUCAAAGACAUAGUCAAAGACAUAGUCAAAGACAUACUGAUAAUUGAAGGCAUGUAGUGGUCUUCUUUAGUGGUCAAAGACAUACUACAUGCCUUAGUAGACAGGAGUUGUUGGAGUUUUUGGAGUACAACCAAAAGGUCAAGCGAGUGUCCUGGGCUAAAUGAUACUUUCAUAAUGGGCUGAAGAGGAUUACGAUCGAAAAAUACGAAGAAAGCGUCGCGGAAGAGGAUUAUGGCAUGAAAAUAGUGAAAAAGUAACCCAUAUCGCUCAGUGAAGAUCUGCGUAGACGUGCGUGGAGGCUUCACAAAACUACAUGGGAUAUGUUAGAUAAAGACGCAGGCCAGAAUAAAUUACCGAGAAUAUAUUUGCUUGAGUAUGAAUUCUGAAUUUUGACGGUCUGAGUAUUGAUUCUGCGUAAAAUUGCGUUGAAUUCUAAGUAUGGACUCUGAGUGAAAUUGCGUUGAAUUCCGAGUAAUGAGUAUGAGUAAAAGUUUUUCUUCUUCAUACUGAAUGGAAGAAAAUUACAAGCCCUUGCCAGCGCAGACGCCAAAUCCUUGUCGGGAGCAAAGAUGAAGCCGCAAAAAUCGAGCAAGGGGUGAAACAAUUUUAUGAUUUUCUCACUUAUCUCUUAUUCGAAGAGUCAGUCGUUCCUUGUAGUAGUAAUUCUGAUCAUAGGUCUGCAGUAGAACAUGUUGACAUCUUGAUUCAUCGUAGAAAUUUUGCACAAAUAUUUUCUUUUGAUGCUUUAGUUUUUGGAUAAAGAGGGCCUUACAGCCGUGAACACACACACACACACACACAAGUGGUCCAUUUGGAAGAAAGUAACCCUCAAAGACAUCGUCGUCCUCAUCGUCCUUCUCCUCAUUAUCAUCCUCAUUAUCAUUAUCUUACCCAUUAUCACUUUUAUGACUCAUCGUGACCAGGGAAGGAGGUAAAUUGGUACAGAUUUGCGCUUGUGAUGCUCUAAGCAUAGCGCGAAGAGGACGAGAACAAGAAGAAAAAUGACCUCGUACAGAAUGCCCGUCUUCAGAUCGAAGUGUGUGUCAAACAUGAGGACCUUGAGCCGGAAGCUUGCAUUGCGCAACUUCGCGAGCAUCCGGAAACUGCCACGGGUGAUCUGAAGAAUGUUGUUGAGGGCUCUGCACCUCCACGAAAUCCUGAAGGGUCUUCGCCUCGUCCUGCAGCUGAAGAUGCCUACAUUAAUACUGUUGCUCAAGAACCUGCUCGAGUUUCUGGUGGUAGUGCUGCAUCUGGGUCUGGUUCCGGGAAUAUCAAUCCUGUUACAAGUGGUAUGACUGAUAUUACGAGGGUCGUUAUUUUGUAACAACUGGAAUAUUUGAUGAGUCUUUAAUUUCAUUGUUUAGGAAAAGGAAGAAGGAGCUGAUCUUUUUCACGUGAGAGCCAGCACUGCCACUCGCGUCCUGGUUAGAGCAGGCUGUGAGUACUCAAGUUAAACUGGCAGACGUGAGUGGUUGCUGAAGAGCCAAAAACAAUACUACGUGUUUUAUUCUAUCUUGCCAUUGAACAAAGGCUAUAAAUAUGUGGUCAGCAUGUACUUGCCUCCGGUCUGACCUACCAAAUUAGUUUCGAGUCCAUACCCCAGGUACCUAAGAAGUCAAGGAUGCUUCCGAAGAUCAUGAUUGACUCCAGUAGGUUCCAAAGUACAGAUGAUUGAUUUUUUUUUUAAUGCCUCCCAAGGAGGGGCCGACAUUAAUAAGCAACUUACGUCUCUGGGUGAAACGUCUGCCCUAGGGGGCGAAACGAGGUCAAGGUCAGGGGAAUGGAAGAGAUGUUGUUGGUCAAUGCGUCAACUACUAGAAUAAUGCGCUCUUCUUCCUAUGCGGUAAAGAUCAGCUCCUUUGUUUUCUAGGUAGGAAUAGGAAGAAGGAGCUGAUCUUUACCGCGAUAUUUUUUCGUUCUUUUUAACAACUAGCAGUGUUGUUUGGGAGUUGCGCUCAGAGUCCAUUGACCGGCUCAACGAACUUUGACCUCAGAGUCAAGUUCACUCUGAAGGUUAUUCCGAACAAAAAUGUUUCAGUUUCUUCGAAGUCAAGAUUCUAAUGCAUCUGGCGAAGAACCAACGGGAGUUCCGAAUAGACAGCCAAACGAGAGGGACGCUACCGGCAAUGGUGCUGACACAUCGGGAGGCGCUGGAUCAGGGACUGGAUCAGGGAAUGGAUCAGGAGCUGGAUCAGGAGCUGGAGCAGGGACUGGAGCUGGAGCAGCAGCUGGAUCAGGAGCUGGAGCAGGGACUGGAGCUGGAGGAGCAGCUGGAUCAGAAGUUGGAUCAGGAGCUGGAGCAGGGAAUGGAUCAGGAGCUGGAGCACGGACUGGACCUGGAUCAGAGGCUGGAUCAGAAGCUGGAGCUGGAUCAGGAUUAAGGCUCAUUUCUAAGAGUUUCGUUAGCAGGAUAAAACUACUCCUCUUCUCGUGUGUGCUUUUUCUCCUACCUGAGUGCGGAGCAAGAGGCUCUGCUUUUCCGCAAGGUUAUUCUUCUACUUGAUGACAAAAUUCUGUCGAAAGUAUGAAAAGAAUGAGUUGAGCUUAGUCUUCGCGUCAGCUCUAAGACGCGGAGGAGGAGGAGGCCACAGUCCACUGAACGCACCUGACACCUCCGGCAGCUUACAGGAAGAGUCCAGUCAUGAUGUGGACGGAAAAGAAAAAGCACGAGCAAAAAAAUCACGAAGCGAACGAGGAACAGCAGGAAAUCCUCGCGCACAAACUGAAGGCUUAAGGCGAUCAUUUAGUAUUACCUUAUCUUUUUCCACUAUCUUUUUCUGGUUUUUGUUUUUUCUAGUUAGGUGCCCCACCACAAUUAUCUGUGUCAGGUGGAACACUAAACUGAGGAAACUUAUUGCACUACUUCUCUUGGAGAAACAAGUGAAAUUGAAAAGGAAAGAGCGCAUUGCAAUAUCUAGAAGCAAGAGCUCACCUUGAGCAAGAGCUCAUCUCUAGAGCUUCUAACACCAGACGCUGGUGGUGAAGAGGAAGGGGACGCUGGUGGUGAAGAGGAAGGGGACGAGGAAGAGAUUGCAGUUAAGGUUACCGCGACCUUAAAUGGGUCCUAGAGUAGAAGACCUUAAAUGAGUCCUAGAGUAGAAGACCUUAAAUGAGUCAUAGAGUAGAAGUAAGUAAAUAAGUCAGCCAGAGACCCAGAGUAGAAGUAAUUAAGUUCUUCUAAGUGUAGAGUCGACAUAGAUCUUCUAAGACAUAGAGUAGAAGUAACUAAUGCUCGCAGUUAAGAGGACCUUAAAUGAGUCCUAGAGUAGAAGGACCUAAUAACUACGCACGACUUCUAUAUUUCACCCCAAUCAAAGUAAGUCACUAAUUACUACUCAACAACCUAAUUACUACUCCAGUAACUACAAUAACUUGCCUGCAAGAAUAAUCACUACUCUUCUGCGGCUACCUGGUGGCCUUACUAGAGGAAAUCUUCUCAAAAAGAUACUCUCCUACGUGGGACGAUAAAUAAUCCUUAGUCCACUACUAGUUGUACCGUAAUGACACUUGAUGCUAAUCCUAAUAGUCGGCCAGUCUCAGUUUUUACUCGUCUCACUCCUUUCCUUAGCCAUCAUGAUAGGUGUCCACUUCUACAGUCAUAUGUCACUCUCCUCCUCUACGACACUAUAUCAAUCAAGAGAAUACAAAUGCAACGCUGUAUCAAUCACAAUUGUUUCGUUUUGCCGAUGAUCAAGCACGGCCAUUUGAGACGCAUUGACUGACUGACUGACUCAAUCACAAGAGUUCUCGAAUGCAAAGACUUCUUCUAACCCACCGAGCGGAAAAGUUGGCGGGGGGUGUUGCGGCUUCUUGGAGUCGGCGAAUGGUAUCGUAUGCCUCAGAAGCUGUGAGGAAGGCGAAAUCGGUGUAG
Molecule: messenger RNA, 11971 nt
Organism: Amoebophrya sp. A25
Lineage: Eukaryota; Dinophyceae; Syndiniales; Amoebophryaceae
Source: the annotation of a GenBank genome assembly